Xyrichtys novacula (pearly razorfish) is the source of this 2466-nucleotide messenger RNA. The record is from the annotation of a GenBank genome assembly. Lineage: Eukaryota; Metazoa; Chordata; Actinopteri; Labriformes; Labridae.
AUGGCAGCACAGCAGGUCAAGCCGAAGAUCAGCCAGCCUCAGGCGGUUGAGUUGGUGAAAAGGCUCUUCAGACUGACACCAUCAGAAAUCCGCUCACUCCCGAGCUAUGAUGACCAGAACUUCUUCGUGGCAGUGGCGGGGGAAGGCGAAUACGUCCUGAAGAUAACAAACUCAAAGGACAGUAAGAACUCCAACAUGGUUGAGGUGCAGACAUAUGCCAUGACCUUCCUGCAUCAGCAUGGGCUUCCUGUCCAAUCAGUAAUACCCACCAUCUCAGGACAGCUCAUGAGUCUGGAAGAGAUGGGUAAGACAUAGGUGAUGUAAAAUCAAUCUCAGCACCCUUAAAAUGACCACAAUAAAAGCUGGUAUAUCCCAACCAGAUUUCUCAAAUCUGACAUGUGAUGUGUAAAUAACGUAUAAUUUUUCAUGUAUGUGUUUAUAUUAACAUCAUACCUGUAUCUCUCCACCCCCCUCACUUUUUUCCAUACAAAAGUCUUGUGCUUAAAUUAUCAUAUUCUCAUCUUUGACAGAUUGCGGUUAUGGUAGUCAGAAGUACCUGGUGCGGCUGCUGACUUAUCUGCCCGGAAUUACAAUUUCCAAGGCUCCUUUAACACCGCAGUUAAUGUAUGAAGCUGGCAAGACUGCAGCCAGGAUGGACCAAAUACUUCAAAAGGUAUAAACUGUAGAAACUUUCUAAAACUUUCCAUUUUACAACUGUCUGAAAUUACUGUUUUUAGUACUGUUAUGUGACAUUUUACCUCUGGUGUUGUCUUUUUUUUGCUACUUUGUUGUCAUCUUUUAAUCGUUAGAAAGGUAUUCAGUAAAUGUGUAAAAAAAAAGAUGAUGUCAGACCUACAUGACCGGCCGUCCCUGGAGGCAUUGCAACUUUACCAAAUGACAUCUAGUGGCCUAGCUCCUUAGCACUUUCCCCUUUUUUGUGUCUGCCCCCUGAAGAAAAGGAUUGAAAACCUUAGCUGAGUCCCUAUACUGAGCAUUAAAGUGGACUUCUUCAAUAGCAAAACAUUUCCAUUCAAAACAGCAAAGAUUAAGUGUUUACAUAUGUUUUGUAUUCAUUCUUCUACAUUUAUUUAUAUUUUCCAGAUGGUGCACCCUCAUCUGAAUGCACUACAGAGAGAGAAUUUCCUAUGGAGUCUGUCAAGUACUCCACUCCUGGAAAGAUAUGUUCAUGUGCUGGAUGAGGAACCUCUACAGGAAAUUGUGAAGUCUGUCAUUCGUCAGUACAAAACUUCUGUGGUCCCUAAACUAUCCAGUUUCCGCAAGUGUACGUUUAAUAUUUACUUAUUCGAUACUCCUCUCAUACAGACUGAUUCUUUCCUCUUUGUGAAUACUCUGUUCUGAUUGGCUGUUGUUUUUGCUUCAUUCCGUCUUGCCAAUAAUGAAAUGCAAAUUUUUUGAAAAUGCCCAAAACUUUUGAAAUUUUGCAUGUGUGUUUGGCCUGGUGAAAAUUUGGUCUCUUGUAAAAAUAUUGCAAAAAAAAAAAAAAUCUUGAAAUUAUCCCCUUAAGCCCACUUUUAUGGCUUACUUUCACCUACAUGUGUGGCCUUUGCAAAGUAAAUUUGUGCCAUCAAGCCCUACAAAAAAGUCCCUUGCACCCAUGCCCUAAACCCAACAGAAGUCAGCAGUUUAGAGUUGAAUGUCAAAAUUGGCCCCAUUUUUGUUGUCAAAAGCUUUCAAACUCAUCGAUCAGUGUGGCCAUGACCAGCCCUCGGAGAUACGUGUUUUGUCAUCAUUUUUAAUCUAAGCCAUGCACGCUCCAAUCUGACCUGAAUGCAUCACACAUAAUGAGGGUCCAAACCUGAAUGUGUUCAUAUGGCAAUAUUUCCUCCUUGUCAUUGCACUUUUCAGUGGCAGCAGGAAAUGUCAUGCUUUUUUCUAUGACUUGUAGUUCCAAUAUUGUCAAACAUUUCUGCUUUAUUUUUGCCCAGGAUAACUUUGAGAUGUUGAUCUUAACGUGUGCCAAAAAGUGUGACUUUUCACCAGAGGAUGUGCUUUUUUUUUCAAGGCAUUAACCACGGUGACCUCAAUGAUCUUAAUGUGCUUGUGCAACCUGAUGGGAGUGAUGGCUACAGGAUCUCUGGCAUCAUCGACUUCGGGGACAUGUACAGUGGCUACUACGUCCAUGAGCUGGCCAUGGUCAUUACAUGCAUGAUGAUAGAGCACCCUUAUCCCAUUGAGGCAGGUGGACCCGUCCUCGCCGGCUGGGAAAGUGUCCUUCCCUUGAACGAGGCUGAGAAAGACUGUCUCUAUGUGCUGCUGCUGUGCCGCUUUUGCCAGUUGUUGGUUUUGGUCCGGCAUUUUCUGACAUUGUAUCCAGACAAUGUAGAGUAUCUGAUGAUCAUACCCAAAAAGGUAAUUCACAUUCUCCCUCAGAUGUGGGAACUUGGCAAGGAGCAUGUGGAGAAGGUGUGGUUUCAGAGUGCUGCUCAGUUCAGAGGCCAAGAUUGA